Messenger RNA from Nycticebus coucang (slow loris), 4059 nucleotides. RefSeq names its product spindle and kinetochore-associated protein 2-like. Bases 3429 to 3851 code for a protein of 140 amino acids. Gene Ontology annotation, biological process: mitotic cell cycle; chromosome segregation; cell division. Gene Ontology annotation, molecular function: microtubule binding. The record is from RefSeq and is a predicted model, not a curated record. The transcript has a single exon. NCBI's taxonomy places the organism in Eukaryota, Metazoa, Chordata, Mammalia, Primates, Lorisidae. Gene Ontology annotation, cellular component: spindle microtubule; outer kinetochore.
AGAGGAGCUGGCUGAUGUGGGGAAACGUGUGUUCAGCUGGCAUAGUCUCUUGGAGCUGAGAUGUAAGCAUGACCCUCCUUACUCACCCCCACAGGGAAUGGAAAUCAGGGCUUUGGCAUUUCUAGGUGGGCAGAUCAGAAAGAGGAAAGGAAUGAGGCUCAGACCACGCUCACCCAUCAUUCUCAUGGCUUACUUAUCCAGGUCUGAAUGGGUCAAGUUUUCUCUCCCCAAGUAUCCAAAUCCCUUUGUUCUUCCAUGACCAGUAAGUUCCCUGCAAAGCGUUGCUUCUCUGGGACUAGGCAGUGCAUUAGAUAAAGAAUACUGCCUGAGAACUUGGGCUCACAGAAGGAACUUUAGAAUAGUUACAGGGAGAGGAGGGAGCUUCCACUGGAGAUGGGGGCAUGCCUAUCAACAACUACAGUAAUACUAGUCGUAGAGAUAGCGCCGAGGCAUUUUAUCUAUACCUUCCUCAUUUAAACUUUAUACUCAUCCUGUAAGGUGUGUCCCCCUUUCUGCAGAAGAGGUAACUAAGACCUAAGAGGUUAAGAGCUUAGUCCAAAGACAGACACGUUGUCAAUGCAGAGGCCAGAUUUGCAUUAACAACUACCAAGUGUUCUCAAAUAGGGCGCUCCCAGGAUCAGCAAGAGGGCUUCAAAAAAUAAAAUUUCCUCAUUUUACCCUGCAAAAUACUGGGGACUAGCUACAGUUAGUGCAAUAAGGGAGACAGAGUUUGAGUCUUGGAGCCAGACAACCUGGAUUUUCUUUUUUUUUAUAUUACCUGUUAAACCUUGGAUGAUCACUAAACCUCCGAACCUUCCUCAUGCAUAAAACGGGUAUAAUUAAUGUACCUGCACAAAAUGGUUAUGAAGAAGAGGUAAUUCACAUAAAGUGCUUGGUAUAAUGCCUGGUAUCUAGUACAUACUCAAUAAAUUCAAACUGUUAAUAAUUGUUUCAAGAAAGCAUUGUGUUAAACUGGAGGAAUGAUGAACGCUAAAUAAAUGAAGGAUGUCUUAGAAAAUAUCAUGAAUAAAGAAAAAAUACUGCAUGCAGAUGUGCUAUUAUGUUGGCCUUGCCUCCUGUUUUAACUUCCUAAAUUGUAAACAUCAAUUAAGAUUCUGUCAUCGGUCCUCUUUUAUUUCUAAACUUUGGGCACGUCAUGUGCACAAUGCCCCCUGACUCAUUUAUGUGGAUAAACCCUAAAGUUUUAUCUUGGGCACCAACCAUUUUCCUAACCUCCAUUCUCUUCCCACUGGAUAGAUAGUUCUUCCCCCUGGGUUCUCCACCCCAGCAGAUCAAAAAGUCAUUCUCCAAGCGUUUCUGUUUUCUUUCACAGCCCCACCAUACUCCAUGUCCUCUUGUACAUCUCCAUCCCCCUUUUUCACAUCCAGUCAAGUUGCAAUUUGGGUCAAUUACAUUGGCUCCAAAAUUAAGACUGUGCUUUGCAAUACAAAGGUUUGGAUUUCUUCCUAAAUGGUCAGUGAAUACGUGCUAAACAUAAUAACAUCACCAAGCUGGAAUUAUCACCCAGAUAAUUCUAAUGAUACCAAUUUAUGCUUUAAGACCUUUAGUUUCUGAAGCUUUGACAUUUAAAAACAAAAUUCUGUUUAGUUAACGGUUCCGCUGGAGACUAUUUUCCUUUCUCUUGGCACAGACUGACUUUCUCUUCUUUAUUUUUGGCUUGCAGAGUUGACUCUAUCAGAUCCGUCCCUCCCAUGAGCUUUACUUGGUGGGCUUUUACCUCUUUUGCAAGAGGCUUAAUGUUCUCUCUUCCAUUAAUUCUUUCUGAUUAUUGCCAAGACCUCUUCUUCUUCUGUACUGCUAAAGCAUUUUCUAUACCUUUUAUGAGAGUGAUAUUGUCUUGUGUUGUGGUUUUAACCAGUUAAUAGUACAAGUGUGUGGAAGCCAGAGACCUCCUUUUAUUUGCCUCAUGUGUAAUUGUAGUUAAUCCACAAAACCACAUCCUUAUGUGGAUUAGUGUCUUUUCAUCUUCUAGAUGGAGAAGCUGAGACUCAGAGCUGUUAAGUCAAUAUCUCAAAGGUUCCCAAGGAAUUAGGUGGAUGAUCAGAAUCCAAGUUCUCUUGGUUCCAAGGUCACUAUACUGAGGGUUGAUGGGGUGGAGGGGAAGAAGAGAAAGGAGAGACAAGACGGUUGGAGAGAUGUUGAGAAAGGCUUUAAAUUAGAGGCAGAUGUUGAGUUGAGCCUUGAUAAUUAUGAUUUCACAGAGUGGGUGCAAAGGAAGGUAUCCCGGGUCGAGGAAACAAACCAAAGUAUGGAAGCCGACCCUCAACGACAGCUCGCUGAGUGAAUGGACUAAAAAGCAGGCGUGGUUAACUCUGCUACUUUAAUAAGGGUUGUCCUUAGUAAUGGGGCUUUGUCCCCUGCGGAUUUUCCACUCACACAUUUGCAGACCUGGGUAGGAAGGAGGCUCUUCCAUAUGUAAUUCCUUUAUUCAGCAGAAAACUCUGGGAGUUGGUUUAACUUUCAGGAGAAUAGAAGUACUUUCAUCUCUAAAUGUGUAGGUUUUCAGAGUGUAGCAAAACCUGUCUGGUAAGCAGGGUCCCCUCCAUGCCAGCCUGCUGGCUCCCUUAUACCAGCCAAGACUCUGCAGGAAACACUUGCUGAGCAAGUCCACAGCUACCCCUCCAGGUGAGAUAAAAACAAAGAAAUGUCUCCCCCUGAGAGGUGGACACUAGUCUUGUGCAGUCACUUCUUGAAGUUUUAAUUUCUUAGGCCCUUCACCCCUGACUCGCCUUGGCCUUAGCCUAGAGCAGCACAGCCAGAGCCAAGAAUUCCAUGGGCCUGGACCCCAUCUUGUAGAAUCUCUGCCCACACCUCAGUGAUCCAAAGAGCUACAGAAAUAAAUGACAUGGAAAAUUAAACUGAUCCACCACGAAAAGCACAAGCUGGGUCAUAUUUAUCUCAGCUGAAUAGAAAGAGAUGGUAGGUCCUCUCUCUCUCUCUCUCUCUGAAGGCUCAUCACUCCAUUUAAAAAUCACAGUGAAUUAGGACCUCACUCAUAACCCCAAUUAGAGACACAACUGCCAAGACUUGGGACACAGCCACCAGAUACGCUUGUUAUUUAGAACCUGAUGUCAACCCUGCAGGGAGCUGUAUCUUUGUGUUUCAAAUAAAUGCCUUAAGAGAUUGCUUGUAGCAAAUGGCACUAAUACACAUUUUAGGCAAAACAAUCAAGAUGAAUUAAUAAUUCUCCCAGAGGUUAUUUAUAUAAUAUUAGGGUGGGUGAGGCCUGUGAUAUCAUGAUUCCGUGCACUAAGCAUAAAACCUGAGGCAGAAACUAUCAAUAAAAAGAUUGAUAGAUAUAACCACACAAAAACAUUUGAAACAUGUGCAAUAAAAAUUCAAUAAAUAUCUCAAUGUAGCAAUUGUCCGAUUCCUUUUCUGAAUGUAUUUAUGUUCGUUCGUUCUUUAUGAGGUUUUUGUUUCUAGUCCUUAUCUUAAACAUUGUUAUUGUUGAACUAUUCAACAUGGAGGCGGAGGGCAAUAAGCUGGAACUGAUGUUCCAGAAAGCUGACUCUGAUCUGGAUUACAUUCAGUACAGGCUGGAAUAUGAAAUCAAGACUAAUCAUCCUGAUUCAGCAGGCGAGAAAAGUCCAGUUACACUGUUAAAGGAAAUGUCAGCGAUAAAGUCUCGAUAUCAAACUUUGUAUGCACGCUUCAAACUAGCUGCUGUUGAGCAGAAAGAGACUAAGAGCUGCAUUUGUGCGACUGUGAAUAAGACUAUGAACAUGAUACAACAACUACAAAAGCAAACAGACCUGGAGCUGUCACCACUGACUGAAGAAGAGAAAAAUGCAGCAGAGCAAUUAAAAUCUCACAUGCCAGACUUAUGAAGAAAUGGACUUCCCAAAGGGAACUCUAAUAGAGAAGAAAUCAAUUCCACAAAAAUUUAGGAAGAUGUCUUUUAAUGGUUGAUAACUAGUGGGAGGGGGCUGGUGAAGGAGAAGGAGGUUUGGCUUGGACUGGUUAAUGCUGCCUUUCAUAGGACAGAAGAAUAAUAAAGUUCAGCCAAAAAGAUGGAAAAAAAAAACAUUGUUAUCG